UAUAAUUUCAGUUUCAGAUUAUAUACUGUUGAUCAUGAUAUUGAAAUUAUUAUUGUUGUUUACUUUAGUAUGGGUUUCUGCGGAGCACAGUGGCUUUUAGUGCUCACGCCCUCACUCUUUUUUCUCUUUUUUCAGAUUAGAGGGUCGGACCAGAGGUGUGAGCUCAACUUGGUGGUUGUGGUCGUGGACUUGGCUCAUUUGCCAUUCUUGUGGGAUUUUAUACAUUUCAGGCUGUAUAUAUAUUAUUACGCCACGAGUAUUUACUUCCGCAUGCUUUUCA
Striga hermonthica is the source of this 280-nucleotide messenger RNA. NCBI's taxonomy places the organism in Eukaryota, Viridiplantae, Streptophyta, Magnoliopsida, Lamiales, Orobanchaceae. The record is from the annotation of a GenBank genome assembly.